Messenger RNA from Leptopilina boulardi, 1832 nucleotides. RefSeq names its product 7-methylguanosine phosphate-specific 5'-nucleotidase-like. Bases 376 to 1269 code for a protein of 297 amino acids. Gene Ontology annotation, molecular function: magnesium ion binding; 5'-nucleotidase activity. Lineage: Eukaryota; Metazoa; Arthropoda; Insecta; Hymenoptera; Figitidae. Gene Ontology annotation, cellular component: cytoplasm. The transcript has 4 exons. The record is from RefSeq and is a predicted model, not a curated record.
AAUUCGAUAUUCUCAAUCAUGUUAGAAAAAAAGUUAGUGUAAAAAAAAAGAGAAGGAUUUGCUUUCAAGUCUUUUGGAAUUAGAUGAAAAGCCAAUCGUGAAAAAUAUACAUGUAGACAUACGUUCUCAUGUAUUCUUGCUAGAAGGACCGGUUUGUCAUUUACCCCUCAAACAAAAUAUCGUGAUUUCGUUUUCGUAUUAAAUAAGUAAAAAAAAAAUAAUUUUUUUUUCGUUCAUCAUCCAGCCAACUUAUAAAAAUCCAGUUCCUUUCUGAUUUCUUUUUAAGAAUAUAUAUAUAUAAAGAUCUCAUUAUUUUCAUAUUCAUAUAUAUAUAUAUACACUAUCAUCUAUAAAUUAGUCAAUUUUUUUAGCAAAAUGCCAAAUAAAUUGACCUUGGAGGAUUUCCCGAUUUUAAGUAGAAUAUCAAAUGUGAGAUAUAGAGAUAAAGAUGCCGUAAUUAAAAAAAUAAAUAAUAUCAUUCGUGAUGGACCUGAAAAAUUGCAGGUCGUCACUGACUUUGAUUUGACAUUGACGAAACAACACGUCGAUGGCAAGGCCCAUCUCAGCAGUUUUGGCAUAUUCGCCAAAUGUAAGCAAUUACCACCAAAAUAUGAGGAAAUGGAUGUGAGAACGCAUAAAAAAUAUCGUCAAAUUGAAAUUGAUCCUCAUAUUCCAAUUGAGGAGAAAAUACGCGCAAUGGAAGAAUGGAUGGAAAUAAGUGAGGAAUAUCUUAAAGGUUAUGAAUUUGAUCCAAGUGAAUUGGAACAAGUUGCUGAAAAAUAUGGUACUGAUUUACGUGAGGGUACAAAAAAUUUAAUGGAUAAAUUAAGUUCAGCAAGAAUUCCAGUAUUAGUAUUUAGCGCUGGUCUUGGCGAUGUUGUUGAGGCAAUAUUAAGGCACAAUAAUGUUCUUCUUGAGAAUGUGGAAAUAAUUUCAAAUUUCUUGAAAUAUACGGACAAAAAAUUAGAUGGUUUUAAGGGUAAAAAAAUACAUGUAUUUAAUAAAAAUGAAACCGUCUUGGAUAAGGAACAUUUAAAACGUUUAGAAAAUCGAAAAAAUAUUAUUCUAAUGGGAGACAGUGUCGGUGAUACGACAAUGUGUAAUGGAAUCAAAGAUGUUGAAAAUGUUUUUAAAAUUGGUUUUCUUUAUCACGAGAACAAUGAAAUUGUGGAAAAAAGUUUAAAGGACUAUAUGGAUGUAUUUGAUGUUGUACUUAUCGAUGAUCAAACCAUGGAUUUACCAUGGUCGAUAUUGAAACGAAUUAUCUAAUUUUUAGUCGGCAAUUUAUCUCCCUCUCUAUUAUUUUUCAUUUUGAAUUCUUCUUUUAUUUUUCUCGUCUCUAACAUCGAAACUUUUCUUUUUAGAUAUGAUUAAUCCUAAUAAUUUUUGCAAAUUCAAUCAGUAUUUUUUUUUUUAAAUUAUUAUUUCAUUUUUCUGAAAUAAUAAUUAUACUUUCUGCGAAAGUAAUUUUUUUUUUAAUUUGAAAUUGCUCAGCAAUAUUGAGUUAUUGUGAUUUUAUAAUAGGAAAAUAAUUAUUGAUAAAUUGUAGAAAAAUUGUUUUUUUAAAAAUGAAACAAUUUUUUAGCAUCACUGCCAUAUGGGAGAUUUAAAAAAAACAGUCCACGAAAAAAAUGAUAUUAAUAUGCUAUAAAUUAAUGCACAUAUUUGCAAGAACUUUUUUUUUUCUGAUUAUUUAUUUUUUAUUUCCAUAGAGAAAAAGUGUUAUCUAUAUACGAAGCGUGGAAAUGUCGCACAAAAUGAAAAUUUGUUAUCUUAAAAUUAUUGAUUUCCUCGCAGAGAAAUAAUAAAUAUAUUUUGAGCAAAUCAAGAAA